UCUUUAAAUCAGAUUUUAAACUUACUCCUAACCUACCCCUAACCUUAACAACCCUGCUUACCUUAUGCAUAACCCAAACCUCAGAUGAAGACCCAAAAGCACAUUUUUGUAGCCAUAUUGUGACUUUGUGGCUGUGGAAUCUGACUUUGUGGCUGUGUUAUUUAGUGGAACUCCUCCUUCACUGAAGACAGCGACGUGAGCAGCGAAGGCCGCGUUAUGACUCCGUGACGCCCCUGGUGUUCAGUAAAGAGAAACACCGUCAGCUGCAGAACAGGAUGGCGUUUCAAACAUCAGGAAACGCCCACUUUAGUUUAUCGCACGUGUCAAUAAUGUUUGGUAUCAAGUGACCCCUUGCGAGACGCGCGGAAGUCAAUUAACGGGAAUCGUUCUCCGAAUACAAGUCCCUUGUCUGGUUGAGGCCUCUGUGGUAAGAUGGAGUGGCGAGAACAGACCAGUGUGACCUGUGAAGACGCCUUCACUGAGGCUCAACGGUGGAUGGAGGAAGUGACAAAUAAAUCAUUCGGAAGCAACAACUUCCGCUCUGCUCUGGAGAAUGGAGUCCUGCUCUGCCAUCUAAUCAACCAGUUGAAACCAGGCCUUAUUAAGAGAGUGAACACGCUGUCUACUCCAAUGGCCGGACUGGACAAUGUGAAUGUGUUUCUGAGAGCGUGUGGUACACUCGGUCUACACGAGGCUCAACUGUUUCAUCCUGGAGACCUGCAAGACCUGUCCACACGCGCUACACUCAG
Messenger RNA from Oncorhynchus tshawytscha (Chinook salmon), 749 nucleotides. RefSeq names its product LIM and calponin homology domains-containing protein 1-like. The annotation marks the transcript as partial. Gene Ontology annotation, biological process: regulation of signaling; regulation of cell adhesion. The record is from RefSeq and is a predicted model, not a curated record. The transcript is spliced from 5 exons. Gene Ontology annotation, molecular function: protein binding. Lineage: Eukaryota; Metazoa; Chordata; Actinopteri; Salmoniformes; Salmonidae.